AUGCCUUUGGCCGUGUUACCAGCCCUGGUGGGCGACAUAGAAGAUGUUUACAACGUGCAUUUCGACGCAUUCCGUGACGAGCCUAUCAUGCGGUUCCUUUACCCGCGCGGUGUGGACCGCGAGGCGCACCGCAAGGGUACGGUAGCGUGGUGGAACCAAGAUCGGACGGGCCACCAUGUCAAGUGCGUCGACACGGACACGGGCAGGAUCGUCGGCAUGGCCAGUUGGGACGUUUUUUGGAAGCCGGGCGACGGGUUCGAGCGGCCAGCGGGCAUCCCAUGGUUGGAGGGCGAGGAAAAGGCGCGGUGCGAGGCGGUGCUGGGGGCCACGUGGGAUCUGCGGGUGAGGUUUUUUGGGAAGCGGCGGCAUGUUUACCUUGCUGCCGUGGCUGUGGAUCCCCAGCACCAGCGGCGCGGCAUCGGGUCCCUUUUGGUGCAGUGGGGCGUCAACCUCGCGGAGCAGCUGCAGGUGCCCGUGUAUACGGAGGCUUCCCAGUCUGGAUUCGGGCUGUACGAGCGCAUGGGCUUCGAGCGGCUGACGCAUGUGAAGCUAAUCCACCGGGCCGAAGUGACGGGCGAGCCGGCCGACGCCGAGGUGCCGCUGGUGGCGCGUAUGCCCGGCGCGGCCAAGGGCAUGUCGUUCAAAGAGUGGGAGGAUAGGGGGUUCCCGGAAGACUAUCAGUAA
This is a messenger RNA of Pyricularia pennisetigena, 684 nucleotides long. RefSeq lists its product as uncharacterized. The record is from RefSeq and is a predicted model, not a curated record. Gene Ontology annotation, molecular function: acyltransferase activity, transferring groups other than amino-acyl groups. Lineage: Eukaryota; Fungi; Ascomycota; Sordariomycetes; Magnaporthales; Pyriculariaceae. The transcript is spliced from 2 exons. Bases 1 to 684 code for a protein of 227 amino acids.